This is a messenger RNA of Cercopithifilaria johnstoni, 219 nucleotides long. The record is from the annotation of a GenBank genome assembly. NCBI's taxonomy places the organism in Eukaryota, Metazoa, Nematoda, Chromadorea, Rhabditida, Onchocercidae.
AUGAUUCCAGCUAGCCGAAACGAAGAAAUUUACGCUGCUGUGAUCUGUUUUACGCUCUCAGUAUUGGGCAUCAUAACAAACGGUAUUGCAGUUGCAGUUAUUGCAUCUGAGAAACAUUUGAAAAAUGCUUUUGGUUAUUCCUGCAUGUCGCAUGCUAUUGGUAGCCUUGGUGUAUUGGUAAUUUUCGUCACAUGGGUACCAAUUCAAUUUAUUUUGUAA